Messenger RNA from Pundamilia nyererei, 3363 nucleotides. It is a transcript of the gene cacnb3a, whose product is annotated as calcium channel, voltage-dependent, beta 3a. NCBI's taxonomy places the organism in Eukaryota, Metazoa, Chordata, Actinopteri, Cichliformes, Cichlidae. The transcript is spliced from 14 exons. Gene Ontology annotation, biological process: calcium ion transmembrane transport. Gene Ontology annotation, molecular function: protein binding; voltage-gated calcium channel activity. Bases 268 to 1971 code for a protein of 567 amino acids. The record is from RefSeq and is a predicted model, not a curated record. Gene Ontology annotation, cellular component: voltage-gated calcium channel complex.
GUUCGCUCGUGCGCUGAUGCUUCAGCGUUAACGGUUUAUUUUAGCUUCUGUCUUUUCCCCCACUCCCUUUACGUUUCUCCGCCACAGACUUUUUUGUUUUUAUUCGGGAGUAUGAGCUAGCCUUCCCGUCAGCUGAGUUUGGAUAUUAGUGUCCGUUUCCCCCCCUCCCGCUUGCCGCUUCUUCGCUCUCUUCACUGUAUCUGAUGCCUCUUGUUUCCUCCAGUAACCCAUGUCUAUGUGCAUCCCGCCUCCCUGCGCUCUCAAUAUAUGGUGCAAGUCAAAAUGUCCAAAUCGCCCGUAGACCCUCUGUCUGCCGUGGAAACCGGCUCCCAGUCGCACUAUUUCCAGCUGCCCAGGAAGUUGCCUAAGCGGAAGAGCCGCUUCAAACGCUCAGAUGGCAGCACAUCCUCCGACACUACGUCCAGCUUCAUCAAACGACAGGGGUCAGCUGAUUCGUACACCAGUAGACCAUCUGAUUCAGACCUGUCAGCAGAGGAGGACCGCGAGGCGUAUCGGCGUGAAGCCGAGCGCCAGGCACAACAGCAGCUCGACAGAGCUAAGUCCAAACCUGUAGCGUUUGCAGUAAAGACGAAUGUGAGUUACUGUGGAGCUCUGGAUGAGGACUGUCCAGUCCAAGGAGCUGCAGUCAACUUCGAUGCCAAAGACUUCCUGCACAUCAAAGAAAAGUACAAUAAUGACUGGUGGAUCGGCCGGCUAGUAAAAGAAGGAGCAGACAUCACCUUCAUCCCCAGCCCUCUACGACUGGAGGCAAUGCGACUGAAACAGGAGCAGAAACAGAGGAAAACAGGAGGUAACUCCUCAAGUUUAGGAGACAUGGUGACAGGGAGCUGGAGGACGACGCCGCCAUCUGCAGGUGAAUCUAAACAGAAGCAAAAACAGGAACAUGUCCCUCCCUAUGAUGUGGUGCCCUCUAUGAGGCCGGUGGUUCUCGUGGGACCAUCGCUGAAGGGCUAUGAGGUGACAGAUAUGAUGCAGAAAGCUCUCUUUGACUUCCUGAAACACAGAUUUGAGGGAAGAAUUUCAAUCACCCGUGUAACUGCCGACCUGUCCUUAGCCAAGAGAUCUGUCCUUAACAAAAGACCCAUAAUGGAGAGAUCCAACACUCGCUCGAGCUUAGCUGAGGUUCAGAGUGAGAUUGAAAGGAUAUUUGAACUCGCCAAAACCCUGCAACUGGUUGUUCUGGACGCAGACACCAUCAACCAUCCCGCACAGCUCGCCAAAACCUCCCUUGCACCCAUCAUUGUCUAUGUUAAAGUUUCCUCACCAAAGGUGCUCCAGAGGCUGAUCAAAUCCAGGGGGAAGUCUCAGAGCAAGCACCUGAAUGUGCAGAUGAUGGCUGCAGACAAACUCUCUCAGUGCCCCCCUGAUAUGUUUGAUGUCAUUUUGGAUGAGAACCAGUUGGAAGAUGCUUGUGAGCAUUUGGCUGAAUACUUGGAGGUUUACUGGCGUGCCACUCACCUCCCAGGAAACACCCCUCUUAAUCCACUAUUGGAACAGAGCCUCAUGACCCCGCCUUCUGCCAUCUCUAGCCUACAGAACAAGAACCAGCCGCAGCCUUGUGAGACAGCAGGCUUGGAGGGUGAUGAGGAAGAGGAGGCCGGCGAGGAGGCCCACUCCCCCCUGGAGCAGGACAGUCUUAUGCCAUCUGACGAAGCCAGCGACUCGCUUUCUCGUGGCCGGAGGGGGAGCCCCUGUCACAGGGGGGGCGAGGAGGAUGAAGAGGAGGAAGAGGAAGAAGAGGAGGAGGAAGAUGAGGAGGAUGAAUACGCCUCUCCCUGCCACGCUCGCACAUAUAGGGACAUGUACCCCUCUCACCGCAGCCAUACGGGCGGUGCCCACAGCGCCAACGGGCACGAGUCACAAGACAGGCUGCUCCAGCGCGAAGCUCAGCAAGGUCACAACCAGAGGAACCGCCAGCGCAGCCGCCCCUGGCCCCGAGACACCUACUGAGACAAGGGGCCCCUUCCAGCCUCCAGCCCCCCCUCCAAGCCCUCCACCCACCGCACAGGCCCAAACUAGCAACUUAGAGAUGAAAUUUGUUCCCAGAUUCGCCAAACUUUAGUGCCAAUUGGAAACAAACACAAACAGAUGCCCAGUUUAUCGACCAAUCACAAUCUUCCAGGGGGCCUACUCACCUCUGAAAGGGAAAAGUUUCAGGCUACCAGCUGUACGCAAACUCAAACUUUAGCUGCUUUGCCUAAGGUUUCUCUAUUGUAGGAUGUCUCAUAUACUGGCCUUAAAAUUCCUAAGACUUUUAACGAUCUUUACUAUUGCAUGUAUAAUUUUAAGACUAUUUGCACAUUAACGUCAGAACAGGAAGUGAAUGACCUUUAUGGAUAAACUAACGUAGGAAUGUCUACCGCUGAAUCAGUUAUGGGAAAUAGUAAUGCAUUUGAUUCCAAUGUAUAUACUGAAUGGGCACUGCUACUUUAUUUGUUUGAUUUUGUUUAUAUGGACUUGUUUGUUGCCAUCCAUGUGUUCGGUGAACGGAGAUUUUUGGAGAGACAUUGUACAGUCUCUAAACAGUUAAAACGUCAUCGAUAUGAAGCUGCAGUACAGCGUCAGCGUCACCUACAGUGCAGUACGUUCUGGGCAUCGCUCGUCUUUGCUGUUGCACAAUCACUCUCUUAAGAAAAAAAAAUCUUUGAAUGGGCACAGAGAAUGUAAACACAACCAUGAAAGGGAAUGUUUUAAAUCUUUUAAAGGAUGAAUUCCUUGCCAAAAAAACAAACAAAAACAAAAAAAACCACACGCUUGUUUACAUCCACUCAUACACAUAUUUCAAGCACAUGCUGCACAGCUGCAGCUCCUCUUCAAAUCCAGGCUUCAGAGAAUGUAAGCUUGCAUGCCUUUUGCACCUCCAGCACCACUUGGUCGCACAACCUAUCGCCCCGUAAAUUCGAUUGUAGCACGUUAUUGAUUGUAGCAUCCACAGUUUCUAAACUGAUCUCACUCCCCUUACAUCCACCUCACUCUCCUCGGAUAUUUUUUGCGUGUCGAACAUUGUUUGCGUACUGCAGUUUUACAGCUGGUUUUUACAAAGGCGGAUCCUCAGGUGUAUGUCCUACAACACUCAUCGCGCUCAGCUCCAUGUAACGACCGUGUCGUGCUCCCCGAGGACUUGUAGCACUCGUGACACGUCAUUCUGUUCCUGCGCCAUUUCUAGUCCGUGAGCCGACGACGAGGUGGACGCGAUGCUGAUAAGCGGCGGCCCAACUCUGUUCCUUACACAGGGUGGAUUGUUGUCACGGCCGGCUGAUAGGAAACCCUGGUUUACUGCUUCCAUGUGUCACAGGUAUCUCUAUCUAGUGUUCUGUAUAUUUUAAAGAGAAAAAAAAAACA